UUUAAGAACUUUGUCUAUGACGAAAUGGAAACCUUGGUAGUCUCAUGUUGUGCAGGUGCGGCUGAUCUUGAAGUCUUUUCUGCAUCUGCUCCCCAAAAGCCAAAACCAAAAUACCCGUGAUUGCUUGGUUGAGAAAAAUACUGUAUUCAUUUGCUGGAAGACCACAAUGUUACACGAAUUGGGGAAUCAGUCUUUAAGCAAUGCAGUCACCAUAGAAAAAUACGUUAGCUGGGUUCUGCCUUGCAAGAUUUGCCAAAUGAAAAAUGCAUGGAUAGUUUAUCCACCCGGCUUGGAGAUCGAAACAGAUACAGGACCGACAUACGCUAGCGGCCGAUCGCGAUCUCAUAUAUACUACGGGCGAGGGUCGACCCUGCCGUUUUGCUCCUCCUCGACGCGACCAAUGGGCGGCGGCGAUCGUCUCUCCAGCCUCUCCGACGACCUGCUCGCCGCCGUCAUCUCCUUGCUCCCGACCAGGGAGGCCGUCCGCACCGCCGCCCUCUCCCGGCGAUGGCGCCCGGUCUGGCUCCGCGCGCACUCCCUCAUCCUGGACACGAGAUCCUACGGCGACCGCAGCGGCGACAUCUGGGCCUACUUCGGCCGCCAGGACGACGGCACCCGGGACCGCCUCUUCUCCAACGCCCGCAACUUCCUCGACGCCGCCGGCCGGGGCAGCCACGUCAGGAACCUAUCUCUCACCGUCCACGGACGCAACAAGGAGUACUUCCAGAACGUCAUGGGCUGCUCCUGGAGAGAAAGCUACGGCCUCGUGGCCUCCAUCCUCGGCGCCUCCGCGCUGCGGCGCCUAGAGGAGGUGCGCGUCAAGUUCCAGGUCGUGCCUUCGCCGCCGCACUGCCAGAGGGACAAGAAGCUUUACGACUGGGUAUACAAGCUGGACACUGCCCAGUUGCCGGAGCACACCCUCCGAGUGCUCGACCUCGACAACUGCAGGCUCGAGGAAAGCGCUGCCAUCUCCUUCCCCCGCCUCUCCUCUCUGCGGCUCUGCAAGUGCUCCUCCUCGGCAAAAGAUCUCGAGGGCCGGAUCCGCACCGCGCCGAGCCUCGCAACCGUGCACAUCGAAGACCACGACUUUCUUUACGACCAGUCUGAUGACACCCGCCGUUUCACGCUGCACAGCCCAAGCCUCACCGCCCUCACCAUAGUGCUCCGCCCAUGCCUUUCUACAAGAGAACAUUUUGAGGUCGUCGAAACGCCACGCCUGCACACCUUCAAGUACAAGGGAUCUUUCGAUGCGUUAUCCAUGAGAUCGCAAACACCCAACCUCGGACGAGUCGAUUUGACUAUUCGACGUUUCUAUGAUGAAACUGGUUAUCCAGUCAAGACAUGGUUCGCCCCUUUCUGGCAGUUGCUUCGCAACUUUCGGCAUGUCAAGGCCAUCAAACUCAAGGUUCCCAACAUCGAGGGCAUUGCGGUCGACAAGGACGGGCAACAUGAGCACUUAUUCACCUUGCCAGGUCUGGAAAGGCUAGAGCUAAGAGGGUUCCUCGAUCCAGCUGGCAGCAGAGACGAUGCAGCUCUCGCCAUUGCCAACUUGCUCCAAUGUUGCCUGACGCUACACGACUUGAUGAUUCGGAUUCCUACGGAUCCCUACCAAGCUCUCUACGAGAUUGAGACGAGCACACAAGUACGGGUAUCCGAUUUCGAUGUGUCCAUGGAUGUUUUUCGGAGGCGCUUCUCCAAGGAGAUGUUUGUUCCUCUCAUGCUCGACAAUGAUGAUGAUGGUUCCUCGCAAUGUUCGGUGCUCCCUGGUUUGACUGGUUGUCGGUUCCGUUGCUUGGACAAUCAUUUGAAAAGUGUCACGUUGCAGUUUGAGUUGAAGGAGCUGAAUAGCUUUGAGGUUUGUCUUGCCAAGUUCUUUGCGGAAAAUUGUAUGUUCCUUGAGACAUUGCAAAUUGAUGAUGGGAAGCACAACUUUUUAAGGCAUGUCAAUUGGAUGGUAGAGAGAUGGAGAGCUAAUGCGCCUAAGCAGAGGAAACAAACGGAAUGUGAUUCAGCCGACUCGUCAAAACAAACGGGAAAAAGGAAACGACGUAACUAUCGAGUCUACAACGCAGAGUAA
Molecule: messenger RNA, 2077 nt
Organism: Lolium perenne
Lineage: Eukaryota; Viridiplantae; Streptophyta; Magnoliopsida; Poales; Poaceae
Molecular function (GO): protein binding
Source: RefSeq, a predicted model, not a curated record